This is a messenger RNA of Nakaseomyces glabratus, 930 nucleotides long. RefSeq names its product cationic amino acid transporter (gene YPQ1). NCBI's taxonomy places the organism in Eukaryota, Fungi, Ascomycota, Saccharomycetes, Saccharomycetales, Saccharomycetaceae. The record is from RefSeq and is a predicted model, not a curated record. Gene Ontology annotation, cellular component: membrane.
AUGGUUUCUUUUGUGCCUGUGGUAUGGGAUUCGCAGGCUGUUAGUGGUAUUGCUGGUUCUGUUUCUAUUGCGUGCUGGGUUGUUGUGUUUGUGCCGCAGAUAUAUGAGAAUUUUUAUAGAAAGUCCGCUGAUGGGUUGUCUCUGCUGUUUGUGGUGCUGUGGCUUGCGGGUGACGUCUUCAACCUUGUCGGUGCGAUGAUGCAGCACUUGUUGCUGACUAUGGUGAUUCUGGCUGCCUAUUAUACUGCCGCUGAUGUGAUUUUGCUGAUACAGUGUUUGUGGUAUGACAAUGAGGAGAAACUGGACCCUAUUCACUUCUCGCCCGCAAACCCGAUAAAUGAAAAUGUGCUGCAGGAUGUGUUUAAUGAGCACCAGCCUCUGUUGACCAGUGGCGAGCCUACAAGGGGUUCAGAAGCAGAGAAUAACUCUCGUUCCCAGGCCAUCGAAGCCCUGUUAGAGGCCGAUGAGCAGAAGACCAAGAGAUCGAACCUGUUUAACGACUUCACUAUUGUGGCCCUUGUCAUCCUAGGUGGUAUUGUCUCCUGGUAUGUCUCUUACUGUGCCAAUCCACCUGAACCUAUCGUAGGUGAGCCUGACGUGGAAAUGAAUAUGCUAGCUCAGUCAUUUGGCUACUUGAGUGCUGUGUUAUACCUGGGUUCUAGAGUGCCUCAGAUUCUACUGAACUUCAAACGUAAAUCCUGCGAAGGUAUCUCGUUUUUGUUCUUCCUUUUUGCAUGCCUGGGUAAUACCACUUUUAUAAUUUCAGUGCUUGCAAUCUCUACCGAUUAUAGAUAUCUCCUGGUGAACGCUUCCUGGCUGAUAGGAAGUUCAGGUACACUGGUAAUGGAUUUCAUAAUAUUUAUCCAAUUUUUUGCAUACGGAACAAGUAAGCCCAUAGAGCUUCCAAGAGAUGAAGAAAGGUUGGCCUAA